UAAUUAGCGCUCCUUCGGCAGACGCCGGUAUUGGGAAGAAGCGAGCUCCUUCACGUUCGCAGCGCCCAAUCAGCGCUGUCAAAGCGACUGGUUGACGGUGGAGAUGUAUGUGUUGUGUGGUAGCUGCUGCUGCUACGCGCAAGCCUAGACAGGCAGUAUGGCGGAGGAGGGCAGUGAGUUCGAGAUAGAGGGUCUAGAAACACAGUUACAGAGUUUAUUAAGCCGAUAUUCAAGUGAUGACCUGCGAGACGAGAGUAAACCAUUCUGCGCCGACUUUAGCAAGCUGGUGGAGGAGUUCACCUCUCGCUGGCAGGUGCCACUGCCUCAGCUCAGGAUCCUUGAGACAUCUCUCUGCUACUUUGCUCGAGCUUCCACCUUCUUCACAUUAAACUGUGAUCAUGUGCUCCACACACUCAGUAGUCUGGCCUUGAGUGUUUUUGAGUUGCUGCUGUUCUUUGACCAGAAGGACUUCUACCAGGAGCCACUGCAAAGCUUCACUGUUACAUUCCAGGAAUGUUGUGUGGUCCUUGCGAGGCAUCAGAAUGUUCACUUGCUUCAGGUGGCGCGUAUGGUCCAGGACAAUGGGCCGUGGGCCAGUCAGGUCUUGCUGGCAAUCCUCAGUGAGUCCAGUUUACCUCAGAAUGAAGUGGAUGAGUGCAUCAGCUCGGAGCUGCCAGUGUUCUUCGAGCUCCGUGUGCGCUACCUUUUGUCCUGUGAACGCGUCAGUGGAGCCAUGGCCCUGGCUCAGUGUUGUGCCCGUCAUCCCACAGCAGGACAACACUCGUUCUUCCUCCAAAUCUACCUCACGUGGCUUUACAAAACUUCACAGCAUGACCGCCUACGAAAUGAGGUGGAUGAUAUAAAUGGUAAAGAUGCAGUUCACAUCAUCUGUAAUUUGGAGUGCGAAGAAAAGGACAACCUGCUUCUCGCCCUCAGCAGAGCCUUUCUCUCCCAGCAGCUCAGCAGAGGAGACAUGUACUACUUGUGUGAUCUUGUCUUCAUAUGGAGCAAACUUCAUUGUCGGUUGAAUACAUCCAAGCAAGCUCUACUUGAGGAGAUUGGUCAGGUCAUGCUGUCCGCCACCAAUGUUAACUCAAUCUUUCCAUUCAUCAGGGCCGUACUGCAAGAGCUGGGUGAAGAUGGUAAGCAGUUCUGUGUGGAGCUUUGUGCUAAUGCCCUGGAGUCAUGCCUUCCCUGUGAUGUCAUCACCAAGUCCCUCAUCUACAAAACCAUUGCUGGCCUGCUUCCCAACGACCUGGAGGUUUGCAGAUUAUGUGCCCUUCUCGUCUUCUUCCUGGAACGCACAGUUGAAGCCUACAAGAGGGUCUAUCUUCUCUACAUGCAUCCUGAUCAGGAAUACCACGUGGAAUACAGCCUCAUUGGAAACAAUGUUCGCUUUGAAUUGCUGCGGAUCUUGAAGAAAGACCUCCACUUUGACCCAGAGUUUUGGAACCUCAUUGCUUUGCGGACCAAUUGUUUGAAGUUAAUGAGUGAGAGGGUGGUUGGUGCUGCCCUUGAAGAGAUCAUGGAGGACAAAUGGAUCCCAAGCUAUUGCACCAAAGAGUCUACUUUUCAGUCAAGCAGAUCAUUAUGUCAGAAAGGAAGUCAAGAGGAAAUUCAGGCAGCUGAGAAAAACCGACACCAUAAAGACGGCAAUACUGAUCAUACUGCAAAGAAGAAAGGCACCCAUGGGUCACGACUUCGGAGGGAAUCAUUAUCUCAACCUUUGAGGCGUUCAUUUUGGAAGCUGGACAGGAUACAAGAUGGUGUCACUGUUAGGUAUGGAGAACAUAGACGCACAACAAGACUCUCUGAGAAGAACCCACCAAAACGAAGGAUUAGAACGCCCAAGUGGCUUCUGGAAGACUCAGGAACUGUUGAAAAGAACAGGGCUCCUCAGAGGAUCAAAAAGCAAUGGUUGAAGCACCAGAAACAUCAUCAAUCCGCUGUUGUAAAGAGGUCAGAAAUUGACCUGGAGAAGAACACUGCAAAACACAAACCAUCAAUAAACUCUCAUUUAAAGGCAAUGGAAAUGAACAAGCACCAGAGAGGAUUUUCUGUUUGUCCUAAACCAGAUCCUCCCCCUCAAGUCAUUCUUGAGCUGUCCUUACCAGACAAUGAACUGAUGGGCACAUUUAAUGAAGAUUCUUGUAACAGACUGAGAGGAUUGCCUCAAGUGCUUCUUUACAAACCCACAGUGAAGCUUUCCACCACAUCGCAACCUGUGAAGGCUGUACAUCGCAAAGAGGUUAUCCUUAGAGCACGGGAUGUACCAAUGUUUGUACAACAGUUGCACUGUUAUGCUCGGCGGCAGAAAGGAAAAGGGAACGGAUUAAAUGUCCAUGGCUCGGUAUCAACUAUCACACGCUCCUCUGUACAGGGAUGUCCUCCUAAAGAUCCACCAAAACACCGCUAUAAAAAACACGAGUUAAAAAGUAGAACUGCCUCCCGUAAAAUAACAGGAGCUGGUGGUGCAGCACUGUCACUUUUAGAAAAAGUCCCUCCAGAUCAGGCUCCGCUGCUCCAAGUGACAAACUCUUCAGUGUUGGGUGAGGUCCCUCAACCUAGCAAAGAAAAAGACUUGCAAGCCAUAACUUCAGCAAGAGGGCUCCAUGAACAGUCUCCUGCAGAAGUUAAUGCAUCACAAACAUCAGCAAAAGCUGAAGUAAUAGAAGCCCCGGUGUUAGAUACAGUCCGCCACGCUCAAACCAUAGUGCCAGCAAGAAAGCUCUGUGAUGAACCGGCUGUUGAGAUGAAAGUUACCAUUGCCUCACAAACGUCUGCAGCUAAAGUGUCACAUUCACCAGCUUUAGAGAAGGUCUGUAAAGCUCAAAGUGAACAAGGUCUUUCAGUAAUCACCACGUCAGCUGAGAUUUCACAAACCACAGCUGCAAACAGCAAUCAAAAGAUGAACACUGAUGAAAUUCCUUCAGUCUGUAAGGCAGCCAACAAUUCAGACACUGGCGUUGCAGAUUUCGUGACCUCCCAGUCCCAGGAUGUUCUUGGAGAUGGAGAAAAAGAGAAAUCGGAUUCCUCACAGGCUGAAACUGACAAAAUCUUCCCCACAGACUCAGGACAUGGACCUUGUGAGGACACAAGCAUCCGGGGAGAUGUGGUUACUCUCAAUAAGGUAUCAGAGGCUGGUGCGCUUUAUUUGUCUUCAAACCAGGACAGUAUGAAUGGCAUAUCCUCUCUGACGUUAGUAACAGAGAUGGUUACUGAACUUGAACCUGAGGUGCUUGCUCGAGAUUUGGAGAAUGGCAAACGGCCUGCUCAGGAAAAUAGUGCUUCCAAGAAGUCUAUGGCUAGAAGUAAAGCUAAAGUACUUGACAAAACCUGGACUACGUCUAGCUGCCUUGUACCAACACAGGAGCGUUCUGCAGUUGCUGAUGUGCAGCUCAAGGAAAGGAUGGAGGAAACGGAAGAUGAUGCUCCAGAAAUACCCGAAAACAGUGAGGCAAUGGAAACACUACCAGAAUCGGAGGAAUCCAAGUUGGACUUCUGCUGCACCUUCUGUAACAAGGACUUUAAGGGCUGUCGUGUUGUUGCACAUGCCAUGUUCCAUUAUCGCAAAGAUGAGUGCAUGUUCUGUGGGACAAUGUUCAAAGAUGACCUGUUAGCCAUGAUGCACCUGUCUGAUCAUAUAGAGAAACUAAAGAGGACCAUAGCAGCUGCUAACAAAAACCAGGAAAACGGUGUCUCCGAGACCAAAGGCAUCUCCACGCCCCAAACCUCUGCCAAACACAAGACGCCAAAUAUGUCCCCUGAUUGUCGAAGUCGUGGGAGGCCGAGAAAAUCUGCUGUCUUUCCUAAAUUGGCAAGUCCUAAUGAUUCAAGCCCAACUAGAUUCAGAAAGUUGAGAUCGAAUGACAAGCCAGUGCACGGUCAAUCAUCGCAAGAAAAGAAACAAACCACACCAUCGCAAGAAAAGAGAGAAAACACAUCAUCGCAGAAAAGGCAACGGAGCACAUCAUCACAAGAAAAGCAACAAAAAGCAUCAUCAUCAUUGCAAGAACACAAACAAAACACAUCAAAUUAUAGUGAACUUCCUGUUCAUAAAGUUAAUGGACAUGUUGGCAAAAAGAAAAAACUUCAGGAUGUAAGACCAAAACCCAAGCAGCCACUUAUACAGCAGGAGAUGACUCAAGAAACAACAAGAGCUGCAUCAGAGUUUCCCAAGUUGUCAGAAAACCAGGUUAGAGGGAUGAAUUCCUCUGGAUCUGCAGUUCAGGUAGAUUGUUCCACUGAAAGCGGGGAAGAGGCAGAAUCUCUGCAGUUUCUGAAGGAAGCUACAAAACAAAAUGGAAAGGCUGUCAAAAAUGUGGAGCCUCAAGAGAAAGUUAGCUGUCCUGUGGAUGAAUGUGCUUGGUCCACAGACUUGGCGAAAAAUCGUGUUGCACUCCUGUACCAUGCCCUGGAGAAUCACCAUGAUGAGGUCAAACCAUUAGAACUGGCGUUUCGUGUCAGUAACAGCAAAUGUGCGAUAUGCAUGAGGGUUUUGUGGAGUUUUGAACACUUUCUGCACCACGUUGAGAGACACAAGAUGGUUCCUCGGCAUCCGUGCCUUCAUCAAGGCUGCACAGCCAGAUUCAAAACUGGGAUGGAGAUGAGACGUCACACCAGGAAACACAGUCCACUGCAGGCAGUGUGCUGUCUUCCUGGUUGUUCUCAACUAUUUAUAUGUCUCUGGGCACUCAACCUACAUGAAAGAGAGCACUACGCCUCCAAACCCACUAAACCAAACAAGAUCACAAGUGAGCAAAAAGGGGACAAACAAAAUAAUGUGGGAUUGGGGAAGAAACAGGAUAAUGAGUCAAAAGAUGGUGCUCUGAACACUGCUGUAAAUAAGACUUUGAGUUUAAAGGUUGCUCGUAAAUUAAGGAGACACACAAAGCGUAACCUGUCAAGGAAACACGUUAAGGCUCUGCCCAGAAUUCGAGGAUCUGUGUUGAGACGAGAGCUGAAAGGAAGAAAUGAAAGCAACGAUUCAAAUGUCCUACAAAAUCUUUCCAACAAAGAUUCAGAAGAGCCUUCUUUUCCUAAUCUGAGAUUGAGGCAAUCAUUAAGAAAAGUGACAAAUUCAACAACAGCAGCUCCCAAAACCCACACAGUCAUCUCAUCAUCAUUAAGACGCAACAGCAAAUUAAAGCACAGGUUAAAGAAAAAACAAGCGAAUGUGAACUCAGAAUGUCCGAAGAGAAGAGGCCGUCCUCCGAAAUCAAGGAACUCGGUGCCUGAUGAAAACACUUCAACCAGUCAAAAUAAUGAAACUAACAAAGAAAAAUCUCUUUUGCAAAAGGAUCCUCAGAGUUCAUGCCCAUCCAUAACAGAAACAACCUCAAAUGUGAACGAUGGACAGCAAGAGAUCGUCAAAGCUACAGAAAAAUCUGGAGAUAAAUCAAAGAGCAACAAAUCAGUCCUCAAUCAACUAAGGAAACUUGUUAAACAAAAAAUGGGUUCACGUAAUAAAUCCACAACUGUUGAGCCAUCUGCCUCAGUAAGCAAAACCCAGACAUUAACCACUGAGAAAGGGCACAAGACGAAAAAGUCCUCCACUCAAGAAAAUGGAUUUCAAGUCAAGGCUUUAAAGAAAGAAAAGCUUUCAAAGAGCAAAGUGAGCACAAAGGCGGGGAAGAAAAAAUGUCCCCUGAAGGAACUAGAGUCUGCAUCAGAAAAGCCAGCAGAGGCAUUAUCUGUGGCAUCGCAGGUCAAUGCUAAAGCUGUUGCGUUAGAAAGCUCUGAUGAGAAUGGAAACACAAAGGUGAAAAACACAGAGUCGGCACAAAAUGACAUGAGUGACCCUGGUUUAAAUGAGGCAAGUGCGCCGGAAGUGGAAAUACAGAAGGAACCCAAGCAGGACAAAUUAAAGAAAUCACUCACUGUUAAAAAGGACAGGAAGAAGAAAACCGAUUCUUCAGAAUUGGGUAAAGGAAAAAAGAAGCAGAAAGAUGCAAGUAAUAAAACGACAGUCAAGAAGCCUGCCGUAAAAAAGAUGAAGAAGCCAAAAUGUGAAGAACAACAACCGGAUGCGGCCAAAGCAGCAGCACAGGUACAGAGUACUACUGAUGUCAAAGAGAGCAUUAAGGAUGAACCACCUACCACCUCUGGUCCCUCCAUCUCUGUUGAUUCCAGCAGCUCCACUGAAAAGACAUGUCCCCCCACUGCCACUGAAGACAACACACAGACACUAACAACAGAUCAAAUAAAAGUGAAGAAAUCACGGAAGAUGACAACAGAUAAAAUAAAAGUAAAGAAAUCUAAGGAAGCAAAGCAGUCUGACCCAAACAAAAAAGCCAAGAAACGCAAGAGUGAUCAUGUGGAUGGUGACGCUAAGAAUGUGAAGAAGAGAAAACGCAAAGAAAUUCCGUCAGCUUCUGAGGAGCCUGCCAAGUCAGAACCUGAAAUCCAACCACUCACUGAGGUCAAAGAGGACGCUGAGAGGAGUUCUGCAUGUGAACAGAGGAAGACUCAAGAGGAGGUGAAUUUGAAAAUUCCACUUGUCAAAACUUCAGUGAGCACGGUAGCCCUCUCCCUGUACAGCAAGAAGCCCUUCAUGCGUCCGCCACCGACGGCUUACCUCGACGAGAAGUUCACCACCAUGCCAAAACGGAGAAAGGAGAUGUUUUUCCAGCCGUCUCGGAUAAAUCCACCUCCUGAGAUAGCGACGCCGCAGCGGCAACGCUGUGCCACUUGUUUUGCCACUUUUACCAGUAACGAGGAUCUACAGAAACAUCUGCAGCUGCAGAAGUGCUCAAAACUCUUUGGGUUCGACUCUGAUGAUGAGGGCAACAGUUGAGCAGGUCUGCUUCACUCGGCUUGGAUUAUUUUGCAGUGGACCUGCACAAAAGCCCCUCAAUGCAUUGUACCUCAAAUUCCUCUUGAUUGCUUUCUUGAGAAUUGCUUAUUAUCAUGGGCAGGAUCGCAGCAGGAAGUUGACGACAAUAAUGGGUUCCCUGACUUUAGCUGCUGCAUGUGACUGUAAUGCUAGGCCGGGGAGCGGCCAGAACACGGUUUAAAAACAAAGACUACUGAACUGAUCCCCAGUCAGACUGUCGAGACGGACAGCGAGUACUGAAGUGCCUGCUCUGGAACUACCGUGCUGUUUCCAGCAGCUGCGACUGGUGUGGACAUUUAAGCGUCAUGGCUUAAAGUCUGGACUCUGGAAAGCUGUGAAGAAAAACAAAAACUUACAAUGAUGAUGGAAGGCUGCUCCUGCUGUCACUAGGAUACAUUCUUUUUCUCACCAGUAAGCCAUAAAUGACACAUUUGCUUUUUGCACUCACCAUAAAAUGUUUGUUUCUGCUUUGAUUCUUGAGCAGAUUUCACAAUGGAAGAAGCAUGAAAGUUUCAUGUUUUUAACUUGCUAUGGCUGUAAGUAGUAUUUUCUUUUCUUUUUUUUAUGUAUAAUUCCUGUUUGAAUAUACAUGGGAUUUCUCCUAUCAUUAAUGACCAGCAGGGGUCAGUGUGCACCAAUUCCAAGCUCCUCAUCACAUUGAGAAAGUUCCCUUUUACUAAACAAUGAGGAUGUUGCUCUGCUGCUUUCAUCGCUGUAUAGUCUCAACAAAUGCUUUGACUUCCAGUCACGUUCAUCAAGCCUCGUUUUCAUUUAGCAAUAACAGCUACAGACCAUUUAAUGAGCCAGUAUCCCACUCAAAUUCUCUCACUUCCCAUGUUCAUGUCUUUUAGUCGCCAUCUAAUGCUCCUGCUUCUGUGAUUAUGUUCUCACUUAAAUCUCAAUAUUUCUUUCUUUUUUUUUCUUUUUCUUUUUUUAAUCUUGAGUGAAUUAUCCAAGACCAUGGAAACAUUGUGAUUUCUCUUUUAAGGGUGAAUGUUUUCCUUCAGAGAGAGGAACAGGGAUGUGGAAGUCCAAACUACCACACUUUUAAGUGUUACUUGGAGCAGCAGCAGGUUAUAUUUAUUUGUUUUAUUUUCUAUCUUUUGUAAAU
Messenger RNA from Solea senegalensis (Senegalese sole), 7946 nucleotides. RefSeq lists its product as uncharacterized. The transcript is spliced from 10 exons. Bases 158 to 6796 code for a protein of 2212 amino acids. Gene Ontology annotation, cellular component: nucleus. Gene Ontology annotation, molecular function: DNA-binding transcription factor activity, RNA polymerase II-specific; DNA binding. Gene Ontology annotation, biological process: regulation of transcription by RNA polymerase II. The record is from RefSeq and is a predicted model, not a curated record. Lineage: Eukaryota; Metazoa; Chordata; Actinopteri; Pleuronectiformes; Soleidae.